AUGGAGAUCAAGGAUAUGAAGGAACUCAAAUGGCCUGUCAGAAUGAGGUCACCACCCGAACACUGGGACAUGAAAAAAUACUGUGAGUUCCAUCGGGAUCAUGGGCAUACCACGGAGAACUGUAAGGUCCUACAACGGGAAAUUGAAGCCCUUAUUAAAAGGGGACUCUUGAGUUCCUACGUCAGUAACGACAAACGCCCGAGGAAUGAUCGUGGCAGGGAAAAUGCCCCUGAGGCAAAAAGGGAUGGUCAACCCACUGCUGGAACCAUCAAUAUCAUCAUUGGGGGUAUUGCCUCGGGAGGAGACUCCAACAGUGGAAGAAAACAAUAUGCCCGACAAUAUGUCUUGGCCUCUGGGAUGCCUCAUGAAAAGCUGGAGGAUAUUACUUUUGGGACCGGGGACUUAGAAGGUGUAUCACUUCCACAUGAUGACGCCUUGGUAAUCUCAGCGAUUGUGGCCAAUUUUGAAGUGAAGAGAAUCUUGGUUGACAACGGGAGUGCGGCCAAUAUACUUUCACAAGAAGCUUUUGCCAAAAAUGGGAAUCUCAUCUCACCAACUCAAAGCGGUUAA
This is a messenger RNA of Olea europaea var. sylvestris, 570 nucleotides long. RefSeq lists its product as uncharacterized. The coding region runs from base 1 to 570 and encodes 189 amino acids. The record is from RefSeq and is a predicted model, not a curated record. NCBI's taxonomy places the organism in Eukaryota, Viridiplantae, Streptophyta, Magnoliopsida, Lamiales, Oleaceae. The transcript has a single exon.